This is a messenger RNA of Felis catus (domestic cat), 1881 nucleotides long. It is a transcript of the gene A1BG, whose product is annotated as alpha-1-B glycoprotein. Bases 372 to 1718 code for a protein of 448 amino acids. The record is from RefSeq and is a predicted model, not a curated record. NCBI's taxonomy places the organism in Eukaryota, Metazoa, Chordata, Mammalia, Carnivora, Felidae. Gene Ontology annotation, cellular component: plasma membrane. The transcript is spliced from 8 exons.
AUCACACAGCACAGAAUUAACAAAGGAGAACCAACUAACAGCUCCUGGAAAGAGCCAGGAUGCACCUCCAGGAAGACCACAUAACCUCCAUUGUAGAAUAUUCAGACACAGGGGCACCUUGGUGACUCAGUUGGUUAAGCAUCUGACUUCGCCUCAGGUCAUGAUCUCACAGUUCUUGAGUUCGAACCCAGCCUCUGGUGAGCUUGAGCCCACUUCGAGUAAACGCAGGCCCCGCUUCAGGUCUCUUGCUGAGCCCAGCGACGGAGGCGGCAGUAGCAUUCCAGACCCAGCCAGACCUGUGGGCAGAGGUUGAAUCGCUGCUGGAACCCUGGGCCAACGUGACACUGACUUGCCAUGCCUGUCUGGAGACCAUGGAUUUUGAGCUGUUCAAGGAUGGGGUAACCCAGAAACUUGUGCACCUUGGUUUACCUGCUAUGGAGCACCAGUUCCCCCUAGGACCAGUGACAAGUGACACCCAGGGCCUGUACCGCUGCCGCUCUGGCUUGAGCAGCGGAUGGACCCAGCUGAGCAAUCUCCUGGAGGUGACUGGGGCAGAGACCCUGCCCCCGCCUGUGCUCUCAACGGAGCCUGUGUCCUGGAUCACACCUGGCCUGGAGACAAAACUGCUGUGCCGUGGGGGAUUUCGGGGUGUUACCUUCCUGCUGAGGCUGGAAGGCGAUGACCAGUUUUUGGAGGUGUUUGAGGCCCCUACAGGCGUGGAGGCCACCUUCCCAGUCCGUCGGCCUGGCAACUACAGCUGCAGCUACCGCACCCAUGCAGCAGGUGCACCCUCUGAGCCCAGUGCUACUGUGACAGUCGAAGAGCUGGGCGCACCGUUGCCGCCCACGCUGAGUCUCCAGGGAGAGUCUGCAACCGCCGUCCUGCACCCGGGUGUCCGCGCGACCUUGGUCUGCGUGGCGCCCCUAAGCGGCGUGCACUUCCAGCUGAGGCGGGGCGAGGAGGUGCUGCAAGUACCCAUGAGCUCCACCAGCCCAGACCGCGUCUUCUUUCACCUGAACGCGGUGGCUCUGGGCGACGGCGGUCUCUACACCUGCCGCUAUCAGCUGCGUGGCCAGCAAACCUGGUCCUUGGACAGUGCGCCCGCCGAGCUGCUGCUGAGCGACGAGACGCUCCCCGCGCCGGAGCUCUCGGCCGAACCCGCGACUCCGCGGCCGGCGCCCGGCGCGUCCCUGCAGCUGCGGUGCCGCGCGCCCCGGCCCGGCCUGCGCUUCGCCCUGGUGCGCGAGGACGCCGGCCAGCGCCGGGUGCACCGAGUCCUGAGCCCCGCGGGCACCGAGGCCCACUUCGAGCUGCGCGACAUCUCGGCCGCGGACUCGGCCAACUACAGCUGCGUCUACGUGGACACUGAGCCCCCCUUCGCGGGCUCGGCGCCCAGCGCGCCCUUGGAGCUGUGCGUGGAGGGGCCCGCUCCCAGGCCCCAGCUCCGGCCCCUGUGGCGCGGGGCGGUGACUCCGGGCCGCGACGCCGUCCUGCGCUGCGAAGGCCAGGUGCCGGACGUCACAUUCGAGCUGCUGCGGGCCGGUGAAAAGGAGGCUUUGACCCAGACCCGGACCGCCCACCGCUCAGCAGACCUUGUGCUGACCUACGUGGGGCCGCAGCACGUGGGCAACUACAGCUGCCGGUACCGCAGGUCGUGGCCCAAAGUCUUGGUGUCGGAGUUCAGCGAGCCGGUGGAGCUCCAGGUGGCAGGAAGUUGAUGCAGCUGCAGACUCAGGAUGUUAAUGGUAUCCUUGGCGAGUAUUUUCUCCCUUCUGGCACUGAUCCCUCAUGCUGCAGCUGGAGGCUGGACUCACCCCGGGGGUGCUGGAGGACUGUCCCUCAUUCCUCCUGGGAAUCAAUAAAUGUGAAGAGAGACUUUAA